Messenger RNA from Cottoperca gobio, 2472 nucleotides. RefSeq names its product NudC domain containing 1 (gene nudcd1). The coding region runs from base 108 to 1865 and encodes 585 amino acids. The transcript has 10 exons. The record is from RefSeq and is a predicted model, not a curated record. Lineage: Eukaryota; Metazoa; Chordata; Actinopteri; Perciformes; Bovichtidae.
GUCCGCAGUCAAAUCACUCCGGGUGCGUCAAAACAGGAAACGUGUUCUUCAACAGCAUUUUCUUGCUUCACAUCAACUUGUGAACAAGCCUGUCACAAUUAAAAGACAUGGCUGCGUCGAAUUAUUCAUUGAAGGUCAACAGAGAGCUGUUGGACCCAAACUUUGAAAGUUACAGGUUAUCUCUGGACGCCAUACCAACGUACAACGUUGAGCUGGAUGCUGCUGUGGAGGAAGUGAAGUUGAAGGAUACCCAGUACACCCUGGAACAUAUGCGUGCUUUUGGCAUGUACAAUUACCUCCACUUAGACCCUUGGUACGAAGACAGCGUUUUGUUUGUGGACUGCGAAGGAAGGGUCCUCAGUCUCACCGUCACUCUGGACACGGCCCUGGGGAAGCCGAGAGAGGUCUACCGUUUAACCACUGACUCCAGCCGGUGUGAGGAUCGUAUUUGUGCGUCUCUCAGCCUCACCUCAGCGACCUGGGCGGCUCUCUGUGAUGGCGCCGGCCAACUGUACCUUCUCCGCACCGGCAAGAGGGGAGAUGGCUCCCAUAUGAAGUGGGAACCACUGUUCAGUGAAGACACGGGGGAGCCUUCCACCGUCCUCCACAGCAUCUCUCACGUCAAGGAUGGAGUCCACACCAUAGAGGUCCUGCUGCUCCGCAUCCAGAAAGACCCACAGGAAACCAAAGGAAGUGGAUACUCUGUGUCUCUUGAGUGGAUCACCGUCGCCAACACUGCAGGACACGGUGAGGAUAAGAAGUAUGAGGUGAAGAAGAGGAGGGUCCUCAAAGGGAAGUCUGUGCCUCACUACGCAGCCGUGGAGCCGAAGGGGAAGGGCCUGAUGGUGGCCUCGGAGAAACCGUUCGCCUUCACACAUGUGGACGGUCGUCCCGUGGAGCUGCCUGAUCCAGAGCCCAUGGAGGUGGAGAAGACAGAUCCCAUUUACUUCUGGCAGCAGACAGCGGAGGACAUCACGGUGUGUGUGCGCAUGCCCGAGGGUGUCACCAAAGAGGAGGUGCAGUUCACACUGACGGCAGACAACAUCAGCCUGGGAGUUCAGAGCUUCCCUCCUUUAAUGGAGGGCCAGCUGUACGCGUCUGUAGACCCCGAGGCCAGCACCUGGAUCAUCAGAGAUGACAAAAGCCUGGAGGUGACCCUGCAGAAGCGCAGUGAGGGGCCGAUGUGGUCGGAGCUGGUGAUGGGGGACAAGAGAGGGGAGUACGUGAUGAGCGACGAGCAAGCUGCCCUCAUACACGAGAGACUGACCUUCCUCACCUCUGAAGACUUGAAUGGAAACCCUGAGAAGGACAAAUCCCCUUGUAACUCUCAGGAGCUGGAGGACUGUGAUGGGUUUCCAGAAGACAGCUCCAGUCUCACACACUUUGAUGGAGAAUCCCUCAAGCCCACUCAGGUGGUGAAUCUCGGCAGCCAUCAGUACCUGUUCACCGUUGACGUGAACCCCUCAGACAUGCCGUGCUUCUGCCUCCGACAUGAUGUGGACGCUCUGCUGUGGCAGCCUCGUCCAGACCAACCCAGUAACAUGUGGGAGCACGUCGCCACGUUCAACGCCUUAGGCUACGUUCAGGCAUCCAAACGGGAUAAAAAGUUUGCGACCUGCGCUCCAAACUUCUCCUACGCUUCACUGUGCGAGUGUCUCCGCCGUGCGUUCAUCUACCGACAGCCGACGGCGAUGGAAACUGUCCUCUUCAACAGGAAACAGGGCCGACAGGUAGGACAGGUUGCCAAGCAACAGGUGGCCAGCCUGGACUCCGAUAAGCCAAUCCUUGGCUUCAGAGCAACCAAUGAGAGACUAUACCUCCUGACCUCUAGUAACCUCUUUGUACUAAAGGUCAAUAAUGAUUAGAUUUAGGACGGUUUGUUUUAGAUGUCCCUCUCAUUACCCCCUCAGAGCCAUCAUUCCAACAGUUCUCUGCUACAACAGUGUGUAGAAGUGUGUACCGUCUGGACUGAAUGUUUGUUUAUUCACGCAAACUCCCACAAUUCUUCUGUGCUGCAAAAUGUCUGUAAGAUCAAAGCGUAAGGAACCAUGACACAUUAAACUGAAUAUUUACUAGAGAUGCUUCCAGGAUAGUCAUUAAGAAAAUGUCUGUAAAUGAUUAAAUAAUCCCAUCAUUCCUUUGCUUUAAUUCGCAUAUUGUCAAUUGAAUUACAUUUGAUGAUACUGGAUGUUUCAUAAAUAUACAUUUCAUAAAAGUGUUGCCCUUUUAAUGCUCACUGCAUUAUUACAUACGUUUGUAAUACCGUGAAUUCCAAUUCCUGAAUACAAUUGUAUACAUUUGUCUUAAUGGUGAUUUGCUGAAGGCCGGCUGUGAUGGUGUUUGUAGUUUUUGUCAGAUGGUCAGUGGGGAGGAGAACGCUGAGGAACUCCUUCUCCUUGGCUCAUUUUACAAUCAUUACUGUGGAAGUAUUAAAGAAGCGAACAUUGAUUUCCAUAAAUUUCCAUGAACAUG